AUCACCAACUUCUUUAACCACCAUUGUCGCAGGUCUUCUUUUCUUUUUGAUUUUUUUUCGUAUCUCGCAACGGAGAUGUCUUCUGCCUCGCGAUCGUUGCCAGCGCAGGAGAUGGAGCUCCAACAGCCGGCAAUGGUGGAUGAUGAUCCCUCGACGUUUGCCGCCUCCAUUUGGGAAUGGGGUGAUCUCCUUGACUUCGACGUAGACGACCGGCUUCUUGUCUCCUUAGAUUCCGAUCAACCUCCGGCCGCUGCCGCUCCUCCGCCGCGUCAUCCCACGGAAUCGGAAUUGUAUCCUUCACCGGGUUCGGGUGAGGAUCGGGUGAGGAAGCGGGACCCGAGGUUGACUUGUUCGAAUUUCCUGGAAGGUAGGAUCCCGUGCUCGUGCCCGGAGAUCGACCAGAGAUUGGAGGAUAGAGAGUUUCCGACAAAGAAGCGGGUCCGGAGUGGUGGGCGUGGCGUGGCCCGGUGCCAGGUACCGGGAUGCGAAGCGGAUAUAAGCGAGCUCAAGGGGUACCAUCGGAGGCAUAGGGUUUGCCUACGGUGCGCGAACGCGAGCUCCGUCGUGCUCGACGGAGAGAGCAAGAGAUACUGCCAACAGUGUGGAAAGAAUUCUUGGUUUCAUGUGCUGUCAGAUUUCGACGAAGGCAAACGAAGUUGUCGAAGAAAGUUAGAGCGCCACAACAACAGGCGAAAAAGAAAACCUGUGGAUAACGGAGGUGGGUCUAAAAAGCAACAGCAAGCAAAUAUGCAGAAUGAGAACAGCGUAAUUGAUGUUGAUGAUGGAAAAGAUAAUAUAUGCUCAAUCAACCAGAUAGCAGAACAAGAGGCCUCAUUGGAUUUUGAAGAUCAACAUUUUUCUGCACAGGGAGCUGUACCUGUUGUCCAGAGCAUCAACACGGACAGUUUUGUGUCUUUUGCUGAUCAGGGUGGAGCACAAACAGUUGAAGGAAAGAAUGAAAAAAAAAUUGAACAUUCACCUUCCUAUGGUGACAACAGAAGUGCUUACUCAUCUGAGUGCCCAACAGGUCGAAUCUCAUUCAAGCUUUACGAUUGGAAUCCAGCGGAGUUCCCAAGGAGACUGCGGCAUCAAAUAUUCCAAUGGUUAUCCACCAUGCCUGUUGAGUUGGAGAGCUAUAUCCGUCCUGGAUGUACGAUUCUAACUGUCUUUAUCGCUAUGCCGGAGGUUAUGUGGGCUAAGUUAUCUAAAGAUCCCGUGGCAUAUUUGGAUGAGUUUAUUCUUAAACCUGGAAAGAUGCUGUUUGGGAGAGGCUCCAUGACUGUUUAUUUAAACAACAUGAUUUUCGGUCUUAUGAGAGGUGGAAACUCUGUCAAAAGUGUCAAUGUAAAAAUACAGGCUCCAAGGCUUCAAUUUGUGUAUCCAACAUGUUUUGAAGCUGGAAAACCAAUUGAACUUGUCAUUUGUGGACGGAACUUGCUGCAACCCAAAUUCCGGUUUCUUGUCUCUUUUUGUGGGAAAUACUUACCAUACAACUAUUCUGUUAUAUCUCCACCCAACCAGGACGGGAAGAGUUCUCCUUGUUGUUGCAAUAAGUUGUACAAGAUCAAUGUUGUGAAUUCUGAUCCUAAUCUCUUUGGUCCUGCAUUUGUUGAGGUUGAGAAUGAAUCUGGCCUUUCAAAUUUCAUCCCACUAAUUAUCGGAGAUGAAGCUAUUUGCUCCGAAAUGAAACUGAUAGAACAGAAACUCAAUGCCACGCUCUUUCCUGAUGGUCAAGUUAGUGCAUGCUGCUCUUUUAUGUGCUUUUGUGGGGACUUUGAGCAGAGGCAAACUGCGUUUUCCGGUCUCCUGUUGGAUAUUGCAUGGUCGGUUAAGGUGCCCAUUUCAGAAUGCACCGAACAGAACAUGAACCUUUGUCAGAUACGAAGAUACAAUCGGGUGUUGGAUUAUCUGAUACAGAGUAAUUCAGCUUCCAUCUUGGCGAAAGUGCUGCAAAAUAUGGAAAUUCUGGUGAACAAAAUGGAGCCAGACAGUGUCAUUCAUUGUACCAGUGAAAGAGACGUGAGACUCUUACAUGAAAAUAUGAAUCUGGCUAGAGACAACUUCAGAAAAUGUUCGAGCCAUGAACAAUCAACAACAAACUCGGGAAAUAUUCCUCCUUCAUCAAAUCGUAGCUGCGGCUGCGGCUGUGGCUGGGGCUGUGGCAGCGGCUGUGGCUGUGGCUGCCAAAGCAGUUUCCAGAAGGAAACACCGUCAAGAAUUUUAACCAUUAUUAAUCAGGAUUCAGAAGCAGUACGAGAUUCUAAGCAGGGAAUGAAACCGGUUGUCAGAAAAGAAACAGACCCUCUUUUAAGCAAGGAGUUUGUAAUGAAUGUGGAUGGAGUCAGGGAAUGGCCGGUGAAGUCAUGCAGCUCCGCCAGUCAUGCAUUCAGAGCACGUCCAACCGCGUUCGUAGUCACUACAUUCGUCGUAUGUCUCGCGCUAUGUGCAGUUCUCUACCAUCCGAGCAAGGUCACAGCACUUGCAGUGGCAAUCCGUACGAGAUUAGCUCACUAGACUUGACAGAGUUCCGGUGGCAAGAGAGUCUCUAACCGAACCCUAUGACCCUCCGUACAAAGUCGUCAUCGAAAAAGCUUUGGAAAAAGGUUUUGGUCUCUCAAAGUUUAACACUGCCCAGUUGCUUCCGGAUCCAUCAGAACGGACGACACCAUGAACGGUCAGAGGCAGAGACAGGAACUUCUCUUGGCCAGUUUUAUGUGUUUCUUCUGUGUCCCAUGAGAGUCUCUGUCUCAACUGUAAUAGCCAGGGGAUGUCCGUCCAUGUUUGACUCCACCUGUGUUCUGUGAUUUAUUUCUCAUUUUGGUAGUGUUAAAAAAUUGUAACGUGUGUUUUUUUUUGUCUUAUUCUGAGAAUGAUUUUAACCCAUAGUUUUUGAAGAUAAAACAAUGCAUUUUUCUUCUAACA
This is a messenger RNA of Tarenaya hassleriana, 2922 nucleotides long. RefSeq names its product squamosa promoter-binding-like protein 7. The record is from RefSeq and is a predicted model, not a curated record. Gene Ontology annotation, cellular component: nucleus. NCBI's taxonomy places the organism in Eukaryota, Viridiplantae, Streptophyta, Magnoliopsida, Brassicales, Cleomaceae. Bases 76 to 2514 code for a protein of 812 amino acids. Gene Ontology annotation, molecular function: DNA binding. The transcript has 12 exons.